Molecule: messenger RNA, 2155 nt
Organism: Trachymyrmex septentrionalis
Lineage: Eukaryota; Metazoa; Arthropoda; Insecta; Hymenoptera; Formicidae
Product: nicotinate phosphoribosyltransferase-like
Exons: 11
Coding region: 242-1891 (549 amino acids)
Biological process (GO): NAD+ biosynthetic process
Molecular function (GO): nicotinate phosphoribosyltransferase activity
Source: RefSeq, a predicted model, not a curated record
CAAGUUACUGUUCUGGUGCUCCUAGCUAUCAAGCAAAACUUGUGAUUUAUGUACGAUGGUGCUCUGCCACAUUUUCAUCUCGAAAGAAAAACAUUUCUAAACAACGCCUUCAUAAACCGAGCAGAGCGAGGCGGAUCCAUUCAAUAGCAUAUGUUGCACGAGAAAAAUACUUCGAACAUUUUCUUCAAUCAUUCAACUUUAAAAUUAAAAUAUCUGACGGUGGGGUUUGAUACAUUUCGAAAUGUCAACGGACGACGUCGAUGAAACAUGCUGCAACUCGUGGCAAAACGGCAUUGUUCAGCCGCUGCUCACAGACUUAUAUGAAAUCACUAUGGCUUACGCAUAUUGGAAGAGCGGCAAAAUAAACGACCACGCUGUAUUUGAUUUAUUUUUCCGCAAGAAUCCUUUUCAGGGAGAAUUCACGAUCUUCGCCGGGCUUAAGGACUGCAUAGAGUUCUUAAAUAAAUUUCAUUAUUCUCCUAGUGAUAUCAAGUAUCUAAAGUCGAUUGUGCCUGCUAUAGUAGACCAAAGAUUCUUUGAUUAUCUACAAAGUCUCACUGCAAGAAAUGUCACAAUAUACGCCAUAGAUGAGGGAUCGGUCGUAUUUCCAAACGUUCCUUUGAUAAGAGUGGAAGGACCAUUAAUAAUGGUACAGCUCUUAGAAACAACUCUGUUAACAUUGGUCAACUAUGCAAGUCUAAUGGCGACCAACGCAGCAAGAUAUCGCAUGAUGGCUGGGAAAAACAUAAUGUUGCUUGAAUUUGGUCUUCGAAGAGCGCAAGGACCUGAUGGAGGAUUGAGUGCAUCUAAAUACAGCUAUAUUGGUGGAUUUGAUGGGACUAGUAAUGUCUUGGCUGGAAAGCUGUUCAAUAUACCUAUACAUGGCACACAUGCACAUGCAUAUAUCACGUCUUUCACCAGCAUCAGCGAUCUGCAAGGGAAAACAUUGGCGCAUAAGCAAACGGGUGACAUUUUAGAUGUAUUGGAACUUGCUUGUAAGCAUCGCGAGGCUAUUGCCGACGAUUUGGAAGCUUCAGUUUCGCAGGCGUCUGAUGGAGAAUUAGCGGCUUUGAUCAGUUAUGCCAUCGCUUUCCCGGAAACAUUCACUGCUAUUGUGGACACAUAUGAUGUUAAGAAGAGCGGUCUGUUAAACUUCUGUGCGGUAGCGUUAGCUUUGAACAACUUGGGGUAUAGAGCUAUCGGGAUCAGGAUUGACAGCGGUGAUUUAGCAUAUCUUAGUAAUGUGGCGAGAGAUAUUUUUGAGAAAAUUGCCAUCAAGUACGACAUACCAUGGUUUGCAAAAUUGAUGAUUUACGCGUCCAACGAUAUCAACGAGGAGACUAUAAUAAGUUUGAAUGAGCAGAGCCAUAAAAUUGAUUGUUUCGGGAUUGGAACGCAUCUUGUAACAUGCCAAAGACAACCGGCUCUGGGAUGCGUUUACAAAAUGGUAGAAAUUAAUAAUAAGCCGAGAAUCAAACUGAGUCAAGAAGUUGAAAAGGUCACAAUACCAGGCAGAAAAGCUGCUUAUAGACUCUACGGAUCGAAUGGCUACGCAUUGAUAGAUCUUUUACAGGUAAUAACAGAAGAUCCACCGCAAGUAAUGCAAAAGGUUCUCUGUAGGCAUCCGUUUCAGCAAAGAAAAAGAGCUAAUGUUACACCAUCCCGAGUGGAGUCUCUGCACAAGAUAUACUGGAAAGACGGCAAAUUGUGUCAACCAUUACCUACUUUACAAGAGAUCCGCAAUAGAGUGCAAGAAUCUCUCAAUAUAUUGCGUAACGAUCAUAAAAGAAAUUUGAAUCCAACACCAUAUAAGGUAGCUGUCAGUGAUACUUUAUAUAGUUUUAUGAACGAAUUGUGGUCUCAGAAUGCACCGAUUGAAGAAUUACGGUGAAGUAUAUUACUUUUAUACAAGAGUACCGCUAAACUGAUCUCUAGCAACUAUAAAUACAGAGUAAUAACAGAAUUCGAAAUCACAGAUUCGAGCUGCGUUCGGCAAUGCAAAUCUGAGUACUCUUAUAUUGUAGCAUAUGUCACGUGCACUAGAGAGAAAGAGCACUCCGACGCCUCAGAUUUGCAUUGCCGAACGCAGCUUUGCUAAGGAAAUGCAUAAUAAGUCUUCUUUUCUCCAAAAUCAAUGUAAGAGAAAAUACUUGUA